CUCGGGUCUCUGACUAUAUAGCUGCUCAAGAUGGUCGCAGAUAGGGUCUGCUGCCGGUUGGAAUCACCACUCCUCCAGAGCGACAUCCCAGAGGCUAUCUCUUUCACGUGAUCUCUGGCAACCCCAUCCUCCAUGAACAGUCUUAUUCGAGAUGCUCCACUGGGGCAAGUGAUUCGAUGGGUGACCAAGAAGAAGUAUUUCAAGUAUCCCGAAGAAGAGGCCGAUUUUGUGUUCCCCCCCGACUACCUGCAAGGUCUCGCACGACUCGGCGUGCCUGGGGUAAAAGCCCCAGAGGCCCUCCGACCUCAACAAAGUGAACAUAGCAGCUCGAUCUUCCAGGACCAACUCGCAGAGCAAGACCCGGAGAAACUGAUGGAUACACCUUUUUCGAAUGACAAAAGCGAGGCCGACACACUCCCACCGGACUUCGUGAUGGUGGACUGGUAUGGGCCGGACGACCCCGCCAACCCCCAGAACUGGACCCAAUCGAAGAAAACGUUUGUGGGGUUCACCAUGUUCUUGUACACCUUCAUUGUCUAUGCGGGGUCGGCAAUCUAUGUCUCGUCGGAGGAAGGGAUUUCCAAGGAAUUCGGCGUGUCGACAACGGCGUCUGCGCUGGGACUGUCGCUGUAUGUGUUAGGGUACGGUGUGGGGCCCCUGUUCUUCUCGCCCUUGUCGGAGGUUCCCUCCAUUGGGCGAUCCCCGGUGUAUUGCAUUACCAUGUUCCUGUUUGUGAUCAUCUCGAUUCCGCUUCCCCUGGUGCAUAACUUUGGAGGCCUGCUUGUGCUUCGCUUCUUGCAGGGCUUCUUCGGGAGCCCUUGUUUGGCCACGGGAGGCGCCACGAUGCAAGACAUCUACUCCUUGCUCUACUUGCCUUUCGCGCUGAGUGCCUGGGUCGCGGCAGCAUACUGCGGACCCGCACUCGGCCCGCUCAUCUCCGGGUUUGCCGUCUCCGCGAUGGGGUGGAGAUGGUCGCUGUGGGAAAUUCUGUGGGGCGCCGGCCCCGUCUUUGGCCUCAUGUUCCUGCUGCUCCCCGAGACCUCCGCCCCGACCCUGCUGCACCAACGCGCACGACGUCUGCGCAAGCUGAUCGGAUCCAACCACCUCAAAUCGCAGUCAGAGAUCAUCCAAGCCCAGCUGAAACCGUCCGCGAUCCUCAUCGACGCGAUCAUCAAGCCCAUCGAGAUCACCAUCAAAGAUCCCGCCAUCCUCUUCGUCCAAGUCUACACCGCCAUAGUGUAUAGCAUCUACUACUCUUUCUUCGAAGUCUUCCCCCUCGUCUACCCCCUGCUCUACAACUUCACCCUGGGCACCAUCGGCCUCGUCUUCCUCUGCGUGCUCGUCGCUUGCCUCCUCGCCAUCGCCAUCUACUUCGCCUACCUCCUCUACAUUCUCAUCCCGCAGCUCCUGCGCGGCGUGCCCCUGACCCAAGAGAGCCGACUCGUCCCUGCCCUGAUCGGGUGCUUUGGGCCCCCCGUCGGCUUGUUCCUGUUCGGCUGGACCGCCAACGGCCACAUCCACUGGAUCGUGCCCACCAUCGGCAUCACCAUCUACAGCAGCUCGGCGUUCAUCGUGCUGCAGUGCGUGUUUGUCUACGUGCCCAUGUCAUACCCGGCUUACGCGGCGUCGCUGUUCGCGGCGAAUGAUUUCUUUCGGUCCGCGAUGGCGUGCGGGUCGAUCCUGUAUGCGCGCCCCCUGUUCUUGAAUCUCGGGAUCGGGAAGGGGGUGAGUCUGUUGGGCGGGUUGAGUACCUUGGGGGUGAUUGGGAUUUUUGUGCUGUAUUUGUAUGGGGCGCGGUUGAGGGCGAAGUCGAAGUUUGCGGUUUCAUGAUUGAAAGGUGGUGCGGGAGGCAUAGUGCGAAAAGUAAUGGUUGUGGUGGGGGGUAAAGUGGUUGGGAUUUAUUUCUAUGUCUGUCUGUC
This is a messenger RNA of Aspergillus saccharolyticus JOP 1030-1, 1919 nucleotides long. RefSeq names its product MFS transporter. Gene Ontology annotation, biological process: xenobiotic detoxification by transmembrane export across the plasma membrane. Bases 133 to 1830 code for a protein of 565 amino acids. NCBI's taxonomy places the organism in Eukaryota, Fungi, Ascomycota, Eurotiomycetes, Eurotiales, Aspergillaceae. Gene Ontology annotation, molecular function: fluconazole transmembrane transporter activity. The record is from RefSeq and is a predicted model, not a curated record. The transcript is spliced from 2 exons.